AAUACAAACACCCGCAACUGAUACGAAGCAACCCUAAGCUACACUUCUCUGCCCACACUUCCAGGGACUCAGUCCUCUCUCUCUCUCUCUCUCUCUCUCUCUUCCCCAAUUCCCACAACCCUAUGUCGCGACGAGACAGUCGGGAUUCCGACUCAAGACGACAUCGUUCCAGAUUUGACAGAGAACCCAGUCCUAAGAGGUCUAGGAGGGAUGGAAAAGACGAAAAAGAGAGAGUCACCAGCAAAAGUAAUUUGGAAAGUGCAAAGCAGUCUGACCAGGAUCAAAAGCACCAGCCCAGGCUGCAAGAUACAUUGCCACUUGAAUCCCCAUUAGCAACUGACUCGAAGGUUGAAAAUGGGCCAUCCAGAAAAGAGUCUGAUAAGAAGCCCAGUGGACAUCUAGAAGGAACCAAACUCUCUUCUGAUCCAACUGAUGUACCCCGGUCACGAUCUUAUUUUCAGCAGCACGAUGAGCGUGGUAAUGCCAGGCAAGUUGAUCGAAGCUCUCGUCGUGGUUCAGCUGCCGAACGUGGUUCGUGGAGGGAUUCCAAGGAUAGGCAUGAUGAUAGGACAGUGAGCAAGACAACAACUAAUGAUUCACGGCCAAGAAAUGAGAAACCCAAGGGGGAUGAAAACAGGACCUGGCGCCAUAAUGGAUUCUUUGAAAUGGAGGCUAAUCCACCACCGGAAAGGAAAAGACCUGCAUUCAGGGAGAAGAAGAUUCCACUGGAGUCUGAAAAUGGUGACAAAACAACUGCAGAGACUGCAAAGUCAAACCAUCCUGAUGCAGAAGGAAGUAGAAAAAGGGAGGAAAGAGGCAACAACCCACGCCACUUGGAUAGAUCUGAGAAGCAAUUUGCAGGAGAGAGGUUGCCUUACAGGGGAGAGGCACAGCGGGGUUCCUUUCCUUCAAGAGAAAGGUACACUGAUGGUGCCGGCCUCAACUAUAGAGGAAGAGAUAGAUUCAGUGGGAGACAAGGGUUUCAAUCUAGUGGUGGUCGCGGUGAGAAAUGGAAGCAUGAUUUAUAUCAUGAGGCCAACAGGAGCCCAACACCGAAAAAUGAAGAGGAUCAAAUUGCAAAGGUGGAAACACUUUUGGCUUCAUAGGAUUGAAUUGGCAUGCAGAUGGCACUAGGUCUUGUAUCUGCAUAGCUGUGUCUUUUGUUUCUUUAGGUGUCCCUUUUGCAUGUUUAACAAAAUUAAGGUACUUUCAAUAUAAGGUCUGUUUUAUUGCUUUAUUUUGUUAAUUGAACUUUCUUUUUGGGUAACCUGAUGGGAUUGCCAAAACAUGUUAAUGUUCUCAUGAAAUGGCGGAGUGUUCUGUUCCACCCUCUUUUCUUUUCAUUUAUUUAUUUACUUUAGAAA
Prunus mume (Japanese apricot) is the source of this 1364-nucleotide messenger RNA. NCBI's taxonomy places the organism in Eukaryota, Viridiplantae, Streptophyta, Magnoliopsida, Rosales, Rosaceae. The record is from RefSeq and is a predicted model, not a curated record.